This is a messenger RNA of Podospora anserina S mat+, 1185 nucleotides long. RefSeq lists its product as uncharacterized. The transcript is spliced from 2 exons. The coding region runs from base 1 to 1185 and encodes 394 amino acids. The record is from RefSeq and is a predicted model, not a curated record. Gene Ontology annotation, biological process: fungal-type cell wall organization; carbohydrate metabolic process. Gene Ontology annotation, molecular function: glycosyltransferase activity; hydrolase activity, hydrolyzing O-glycosyl compounds. NCBI's taxonomy places the organism in Eukaryota, Fungi, Ascomycota, Sordariomycetes, Sordariales, Podosporaceae. Gene Ontology annotation, cellular component: fungal-type cell wall.
AUGCGCUGCUCUCUCUCUCCGUCGUGGCCUCGUUCUCUGCUGCUAGGUGCCGUGGCCUUGUGUGCCCUGGCCACCGCCCAAACCUACACAAGCUGUAACCCAACGGCCAAGCGCUGUCCCCCUGAUGUUGGCCUGCCCGUUCCCAAGUACAGCAUUGACUUCCGCAAUGGCCCGGAUAACAACCAUUGGUCAUCUGUUGGCACGGGGUCCGUCACGUACACGCCCAAUUUCGGCGCUGCCUUCACUAUCAACAAGCAAGGUGACUCCCCCACCAUAGAGACAGCCUGGUACUUCUUUUUUGGCCGUGCCGAGGUGCACAUGAGGGCAGCCAGUGGCACGGGCAUCGUCAGUUGUGUGGUCCUAGAGUCGGAUGACUUGGACGAAAUUGACUGGGAAUGGAUCGGCGGCGAACGGAAAGAGGUGCAAACCAACUACUUUGGGAAAGGGAACACAACCACCUGGGACCGUGGCGGCAAGACCGCCAUGGGAGACACCCAAGGGCUGAUACAUAACUACACCAUCGACUGGACCCCAAGCCUGGUAACAUGGUAUAUCGACGGUGCCAUUGUCAGAACCCUGGCCUAUCAAGAUGCCCUCGGUGGCCGCAAUUUUCCUCAGACGCCCAUGAGGCUGAAACUGGGCAUUUGGGCCGGAGGGGAUUCAAAUAAUCCAAACGGGACAAUUGACUGGGCCGGCGGCGUCACCAACUACACCCAGGGACCGUUUACCAUGUACGUAGAGAGCGUCUUGGUCACGAAUCUGAAUCCAGCGGCGAGCUAUUUUUACUCGGAUUUGUCCGGAAGCUGGAAAAGCAUCUCCAUGACAAAUGUCACAACCGGGCCUGUGCCAAGCCAAGCCCCAAAACCGAUGCCGGUAGGAGAGAGCGGCGGUGGCCAGGGUCGUGAGAAAGGGACAGACAAAAGAGACAAGGGCGGAAUCACCAGUGACGAGGAGCCCUUUGUGACCCACGACGUGACCGAAACAGCAUCUGGCGUGGCUUCCUCGGCGACCGGUUUUGUCGGACAUGGUGGAAACCCCAUCACAACAACCACCAUCGUUUCCACAGACCGCCCUACGGAGCCUGCCUACAUCAUUUCCGGAGGAAGUAGCUUGACGACUCGAUUUGGUCUCGUGGGGAUCUUGAGUGUUGCGGUGUGUACAGUGGGAAUGCUGGCAGCAGUUUAA